Messenger RNA from Pomacea canaliculata, 881 nucleotides. RefSeq lists its product as uncharacterized. The coding region runs from base 5 to 370 and encodes 121 amino acids. Lineage: Eukaryota; Metazoa; Mollusca; Gastropoda; Architaenioglossa; Ampullariidae. The transcript has 2 exons. The record is from RefSeq and is a predicted model, not a curated record.
UACUAUGCCACCUGCCGAGGAAAAGAUGCACGGGAACGAGGAGAUCAAGCUGUCUGACUUUCUCAAAGCUGACGAGCGCCUCGCAACUGGAGGGUCUUUCACGAUGGAGGAGAUUGCGGAGGAGAUGCUGUGCAGUGAGGAGCCGGUGGAAAGCGAAGACGAGAAGAUUGAGGAAGAAACUGUUCCGAUCGAGGAAGACCAGCACGCUUGGAGCACUGUACGGAAGUUCUUACAACAGAGAAGCGGGAAGCCCAGUGUGAUGCAAGCGUGCCAUCGACUAGACAACAAGUUGUACGAGAUCCGCCAAAAGAACAUGCCCCAGCCGACGAUUCUCGAGAGCUUUGGACUGAUGGGUAACUUGAGCAAAUAAAGCCGUUUUUACGAACCCUCACUACUAUGCCACUUUUGCUAGGACCUGGUAGGUGGCAUAGUGGCGAGAUUUGACUGUAGUGGAAUAAGUGGGAGCAUGUUCUAAAUGUCAGGGAUCUGAUUUCUUUCUGUGCACAAAACAGAAUAUUGAGUAGGAGGUUGCUCUUCAUGUCAGUAGGCCUAAGUGUUAAUUAAAUGUUUUAUCAUGUCAACAAAAGCAGUUUCAAUGACAGUAGAAACCUUGUCUAGCACUAGCACUAGUUUAUAAUGCACUGUGCACAAGUUGUGUGCAAUCAGUUCUCUGGUAAACCACCUACAUCAGUGCCAAAUGAGUUAUUGACCUCCACACAAAUGAUCCACAUAAUGGGAAAAAAAGCAAAAGCAUGAGUAAACUGAAUUGUCUGUCUUCUUGCAACACACACACAAUAAAAAUAAUCUAACAGUUGCCACACACUUUAAAUUUAGCCCCCACACAUUAAAAUGCCAUUUUCUAUGUAAUUAAAAAAAAAAAA